AUGGCGUUGACAUCAUGGAAAGCAUUCAACUUCAUCGACGUGUCGCCGGUGAAGCUACCAGAGGACAGCUCCUCGGUCUUCAAUAGCGACCUUUCAACUAUCUGCACCGGUUCCUCGAACCUCUUCGUCGGCACUACCGAUGGCUUCGUCCACAUUAUCUCCUCAGGCUUCCGCACCGUGCGAUCGUUCAAGGCUCACGAUACCGGCUCCAUUACGCAUAUGCGACAAAUAAACAAUACCGCUCUACUCGUCACCGUUGCAGAGGAUCUUUCUAAUGAGCCGGUACUGAAGGUUUGGGCGCUGGAUACGGAGAAGAAAGAUGGCUGCCCGCGGUGUCUGUCAACGGUCCCCGUGCAGAAUGCCCGGAGGCAGUUCCCGAUCUCUGCUUUCGCAGCUGUCGAAGACCUCUCACAAGUAGCAGUCGGUUUCGCGAACGGAUCCGUAACGAUCAUCCGAGGCGACCUGAUCCACGACCGCGGUGCAAAACAACGGAUUGUAUUCGAGUCCGAGGAACCGAUUACUGGACUUGAAACUCAGACUGGCGCUGUCACGACUCUCUACAUUUCAACUACCAGCCGCAUCCUGACAUUGGUUAUCGCCGGGCGAGGACAGGGUCAGCCUGCCCGUGUCUUGGAGGAUACUGGCUGCGGCCUGGGAUGCAUGACACUGGAUAAAGAGAGUGGGGAUGUUUUGAUUGCCCGCGAGGAGGCGGUCUUCACGUACGGUCCGCGCGGUCGUGGUGCGAGCUAUGCAUUCGAAGGUCCGAAGACGUCUAUUGAUGCCUUUCGUGAUUAUGUGGCUCUCGUUUGUCCGCCCAAGGCUGAGACUGGGAAGUCAGAUCCGCUAAGGAAAUACACUGCUAAUCCGGCGGAGGAAUUGUUUGGCACGACGACAUUUACGCUUCUCGAUACUGAUCUCAAGUUCAUCGCACACAGCGAAGCGCUGGUUUCGCCCAUGAAACGUGUUUUCAUGGAAUGGGGCGACUUGUUUCUUCUUACAACGGACGGAAAGAUUUUCCGUUAUCGGGAGAAGACUCUCCAGCAAAAGCUUGAAAUUUUAUACGAGCGCAAUCUCUAUAUACUUGCAAUCAAUCUUGCGCAAAAGAUUGGGAUUGACCCGCUGCAACAAAAUGCCAUCUAUCGAAACGGGGGAGACUAUGAUACAGCCAUGCAGCAGUAUCUCCGAGCCAUUGAUAACACCGAACCGUCUCAGGUUAUUCGCAAGUAUCUGGACACCCAACGUAUUCAUAAUUUGAUUGAAUAUCUUGAAGAACUACAUGACCACGGCCGUGCCACGGUGGAUCACACAACACUCCUCUUGAACUGCUACGCAAAGCUUAAAGACACAACCAAGCUAGAUUCAUUCAUCAAGGCUCCCGGUGAGCUUAAGUUUGAUUUGGAGACUGCUAUUGCUAUGUGCCGACAAGGCGGGUACUAUGAGCAAGCAGCCUAUCUCGCCACAAAGCAUGGCGAGAAUGACAUGGUCGUUGAUAUUCUUAUCGAAGAUUCCAAGAAAUAUGCCGAGGCAGUGGAAUACAUUUGGCGAUUGGAUCCUGAGGUGGCAUAUCAUAAUUUGAUGAAAUACGCUCGAGUGUUGUUAACUCAUUGCCCUGACCGGACAUCCGAGCUUUUCAAGGUCUACUACUCUGGUCAGUACCGGCCACGCACAGAGGUGGAACAGUCAUCAGAGCCCCAAGAACAGACGCUUAGCACAGUGCAAAGUCUUGCUGCGCUUCUUCCGCUGCGGUACAUGCAGGUGGGCACCAGCAAACAGCCACCGGUUCAACCCGCUGAAACGGUGACCGAUGAAAAUGAAGUUGAAGAUUCUCCUCCGGACUAUGACAUCCCUAAACCGCGAACGGCAUUCUCUGCGUUUGUGGAUCACCCCAAGGAAUUCAUCGAUUUCCUUGAGACUUUGGUGCAGCAGCCGGAUCUGAAAAAGGAUGCUAAGAUUGAUCUCUUUACAACACUGUUUGAGAUGUACCUAGACACAGCAAAGGGGCAAAAGGAUGCUGCCGAGAAACAUGAAUGGGAGACAAAAGCGAAGAACCUAAUCGAAGGGAAAGACAUCCCGAUCUCCACAUCUAAUGUGCUUCUCCUGUCCGACCUGUCAGAUUUCCGAGAAGGAUCAACCCUUGUCCGUGAGCAAGAGGGCCUCCGCCUUGACAUCUUCCGCUCAUUCACUUCAGCAAAAGAUACACAGGGUGCAAUCAAAGCAUUGAGGCGCUAUGGACCCGAUGAGCCCCAACUCUACGUCGACGCAUUAACCUACUUCGCCUCGAGCCCACAAAUCCUCGAAGAAGCAGGCGACGAGCUAGACACAGUCCUGCAACGCAUCAAUCAAGAUGGCCUCCUCUCCCCACUGCAAGUAAUCCAAGCACUCAGCAACAACGCAGUUGUAACAAUGGGCCGAGUCAAGAAGUACCUCAGCGACAACAUCGAUCGUGAGCGCAAAGAAAUCGCAACCAACCGCCGUCUCAUCACAAGCUAUAAAUCCGAAACCGCAACCAAACAACAAGAACUAGACCACCUCACCACCCAACCGGUCGUCUUCCAAUCCCGUCGCUGCCAAUCCUGCGGCGGAACACUGACCUCCCAACCGUCCACUUCCUCUGCAAACACUCCUUCCACGAGCGCUGUCUAA
This is a messenger RNA of Penicillium paradoxum, 2643 nucleotides long. Its product is annotated as tethering complex subunit PEP5. Gene Ontology annotation, cellular component: endosome; HOPS complex. The transcript is spliced from 10 exons. Gene Ontology annotation, molecular function: protein-macromolecule adaptor activity; protein binding. Lineage: Eukaryota; Fungi; Ascomycota; Eurotiomycetes; Eurotiales; Aspergillaceae. The record is from RefSeq and is a predicted model, not a curated record. Bases 1 to 2643 code for a protein of 880 amino acids. Gene Ontology annotation, biological process: endosome organization; intracellular protein transport; vesicle-mediated transport.